ACAUUGGCCUAUGCGGGACAUCCCCCUGUAAUCUCAUGGACCCGAAAGCUGCGUGCAAAGCAGAACCUGCUGGGUACACCUGCACAUGUAGCUCAGACGCCUUCUUUGGACUCAAGUGCGAGAGCACUCCACAGGGGUGCGACCACCAGGAAGAAUCCUACUGUAUCUGUGCAGUGGACAAUCUUCCAGUCAAGUUCCCUCUGCCUACCCCGACUCCAGACAAUGGCGCCAACACCCGGGACGUCCUCGCGGGGAUCACCGGCAUUGUCCUGGGCUGGGUGCUAGGGUCGCUUGCGUUAUGUGUGUGCCAGUGGUUCGGCUGUUGUUCAGAUGGUCUCUGUGUCGGCGGGAACAGGAGAAGCCCCCGUGACAAGCCCUGGAUGAGACCCGACAGUGCUGCAAG
This is a messenger RNA of Aplysia californica (California sea hare), 403 nucleotides long. RefSeq lists its product as uncharacterized. The record is from RefSeq and is a predicted model, not a curated record. Lineage: Eukaryota; Metazoa; Mollusca; Gastropoda; Aplysiida; Aplysiidae.